AUGGAUUUCAAAAUACUAUCCAAGCAUGAUGAUAUCCUGGCUAGCUACUUUCUAGACAACUUGUACCUCUGGUUCACGACAGUUAGGAUGAAUAGCGAUCCAAUUCAUGCUACAGGAGAACAGCAAAUGGCAAUUGAAACGAUACAGCAAAUAGUCAGCCGUCCAGGCUCUCCAGAACAAAGCAUCAAGCUUGGGGUGAAGCUCUUUUUGGAGUUUCCCUAUUUCAAAGACUAUAUAUCCAAGCUGUCUCUUAAAGAAGCUCGAUAUUUCCAUCAACAUCUGAGGCGAUACAUACUCAUGUUCUCACAUCAAGCGGGAUUCGAGGUGAGCUCUACAACAAGAUACACUGGCACCAUGGAGGCAUGUAUAUUAGCAACAAGAGAUUGGACAGCAGGAGAAACGGUUCAGUGUUGUUCAGGCGCCAUAGUAGAUUUGACAAAGGAAGACGACGCAAAGUUAAAGAGUGAAGGACGUGAUUUCAGUGUCAUGGUGUCAACACGUAAAAAGUGCACCUGCUUGUUUCUUGGUCCUGCUCGAUUUAUGAAUCAUGAUUGUGACGCCAAUUGCGAAUUUACGUCGCCUCAGCUGAACACAAUAUCAUUCAAGGUGCAAAGGGACAUUUGUCGAGGAGAGGAAAUGACAGUCUACUAUGGGGAUCAUUACUUUGGCAUAGACAAUUGUGAGUGCAGAUGUUUGUCUUGUGAAAGAAUGCAGGAAGGCAGUUUUAGAGUGGAAAAGAGUGAUUCUGAGGAAACUGAAAAGAAUGAUACCAGUACCCCUGAGACACCCACAGAAGACGAGAACACUGGUAUCCGUAGGAGUGGACGUGUCAAGAAGGAAGUGGAUUAUGUAUACAAAGAUGUGCUUUCAUCUCCAAAAAGACAAAAAGCAACCCUUCUAAAAGCCAACAAAGAAGAGUCUCCAAACAACACUAUACCACUCGUCGAAAUCACAAAUGGGAAAUCACUGGAAGACACUAUUGAGGAUAUGACAAUUGAUGACCUAGAGGAGAUGGAAAUCAAUCAUCGUACAAAGAUGCAAAAACCAGUUGAAAUGGACCUCAGUUUCAUAUGCAAUGAACAACCUCCUUCUCAAUGGCCUCCCAAAGCAGCCAGCCCUCACAUUCAGCCAUUCACACAGAGCACUGAACAGACUUAUUCAACUUGGAGAGCAUAUCAGACAGCAAACACAUACAUGAAUAAUGUGAGUCACCGUGAACGCUCAUUGAUGUCACCUCAUCCUCCACCAACAUCACAUCCGAUGCCUGUCGACUCGGAACUCGUUCAAUUCUAUGAAUGGCUUGACGACCUGUCAGAUGUCUCGGAUACAGAGGGAUCUGUCGUUGGUGAUGUGAAUGCAGCAACAUGCUGCCCGGCAGCAAAAGAGUACAAGACGGUCAUCACUUCAACUGGUCGAGAAUUGUGCUCUCGAUGUUACAGACACUACAAGAUCUACGAGUUGGAUUGGCCAUUAAGAAAGAAGCCAAUUGUGGUUCCUCCACCAUCACCAGCUGUCCCAGCACCACCAGCAUCACCACCAGUGCCUUCAACACCAUCUGCAGGUGGCCACACAAGAAAGGACGCUGUCAAGCCGGCGCCUCGUAGUAAAAGUAAAUCUCAACCAAAAUCGAUCAAACCAAGAGCAAAGCCAUUGCCAGCACAAAGAGCAAAGCCAUUACCAGGACCAGGACCAAAACUCUUGGUAAGCGAACAGCAGCAAUCGCCCAAUAGGCCUCAAUACCACUCGUACGAACCUCAAUAUCCGCUUCCACCUGAUCCACCUGCUCCAUUUGGCUUACAUGCUCCCCAACCACCAUUACAAGCGCCACAGAUCGAUCCUGUUAUUGCGGCUUUUGCACUACAAUCAUCCCACAACUACUCACUCACAUCAUUACCUGCAUCACCCACAUUUACUCCUGAACUUUCCUAUGCGUCAUCCUCCCCAUCAUCGAGAAAGCUGCAAAUAGUACAAUCUCAAAAAGUGUAUGCUGUACAUCCACGCCCUAUAUAA
Molecule: messenger RNA, 2010 nt
Organism: Mucor velutinosus
Lineage: Eukaryota; Fungi; Mucoromycota; Mucoromycetes; Mucorales; Mucoraceae
Product: Homeobox protein tos8
Exons: 7
Coding region: 1-2010 (669 amino acids)
Cellular component (GO): nucleus
Molecular function (GO): histone H4K20 methyltransferase activity; protein binding
Source: RefSeq, a predicted model, not a curated record